GUAAUUUUAAAAUCAUAUUGAUCUCAAUUGUUGAAAGGUCUAAUAUUGUGGUGAAAGGUCACUGAUACUUCUACAUAUUUUCUGAAUUUAAUAUUACAUUGAAAAUAUUCAAGAUUAUCCACUAUGCGUGAGUGCAUAUCAGUGCAUACUGGCCAGGCAGGAGUCCAGAUUGGCAAUGCAUGCUGGGAAUUGUAUUGCCUUGAGCAUGGGAUUCAACCCGAUGGACAGAUGCCUUCCGACAAGACAACAGGAGGAGGAGACGACAGUUUUAACACCUUCUUCAGUGAAACUGGUGCAGGCAAACAUGUACCAAGAGCAGUUUUUGUUGAUUUGGAACCUACAGUUGUUGAUGAAGUAAGGACCGGCACAUACAGGCAGUUGUUCCACCCUGAGCAGUUGAUCACAGGCAAGGAGGAUGCGGCCAACAAUUAUGCGCGGGGCCACUACACCAUCGGCAAGGAGAUUGUGGACUUGGUGCUGGACAGGAUCAGGAAGCUGGCGGACCAGUGCACAGGCCUACAGGGGUUCCUUAUUUUCCACUCGUUUGGAGGAGGCACAGGCUCUGGGUUUGCUUCUCUCCUUAUGGAAAGACUUUCUGUGGACUAUGGCAAAAAAAGUAAACUGGAAUAUGCCAUUUAUCCUGCACCUCAGGUUUCCACAGCAGUGGUAGAGCCAUACAACUCUAUACUGACAACUCACACUACUCUAGAACACUCAGACUGUGCCUUCAUGGCUGACAAUGAGGCCAUCUAUGACAUCUGCAGAAGGAACUUGGACAUUGAACGUCCGACGUACACAAACCUGAACAGGCUGCUGGGACAGAUUGUCUCAUCAAUUACAGCUUCACUCCGAUUUGACGGAGCACUCAAUGUCGACUUGACAGAGUUCCAAACCAAUCUGGUUCCCUACCCCAGGAUCCAUUUCCCAUUAGUGACCUACGCCCCGGUGAUAUCGGCGGAGAAGGCGUACCAUGAGCAGCUUUCGGUGGGGGAGAUUACCAACGCCUGUUUUGAACCGGCCAACCAGAUGGUGAAGUGUGAUCCCCGCCAUGGCAAGUAUAUGGCCUGCUGUGUCCUCUACCGUGGUGAUGUUGUGCCUAAAGACGUCAACGCUGCUAUCGCCACAAUCAAGACCAAGAGAACAAUCCAGUUUGUGGAUUGGUGUCCUACUGGCUUUAAGGUCGGUAUCAAUUACCAACCCCCGACAGUGGUGCCUGGUGGAGAUUUGGCAAAGGUGCAACGAGCUGUGUGUAUGCUGUCCAAUACAACAGCUAUCUCAGAGGCAUGGGCACGGCUGGACCACAAGUUUGACCUGAUGUACGCUAAACGCGCCUUUGUCCACUGGUACGUCGGUGAGGGUAUGGAGGAGGGGGAGUUCAGUGAGGCUCGCGAGGACCUUGCAGCUCUGGAGAAGGACUAUGAGGAAGUUGGCCUUGAUUCCACUGAGGCAGAGGGUGAAGGGGGCGAAGACUAAAUUGUUUGAACAUUCUGCUUGUUGUAAAUCAUAUUUUUUUAAAUUUUAUUGUUUCUUCUACUCAUCUUAAAAGGCUGAUUUUUUUUCAUUAUCAGUUGCCUUUGGAAUGAGACUUUAUUCUUUUUCUAUUUUUUAGAUGUAGAUUCCUAGAAUCAUUUAACUAUUUUUCAUUCAAAAAUCUUGUAAUUAUUUGUCCAGUAAUGAUUAUUAAUAAUUGUUUUAUUGUAUUUUUUCAAGAACUUAUUUUACAUAAAUAAUUAUUGUUUGGUGACAAGACAAAAUUAAAAUUGUUUCUUUUUGUA
Molecule: messenger RNA, 1775 nt
Organism: Homalodisca vitripennis (glassy-winged sharpshooter)
Lineage: Eukaryota; Metazoa; Arthropoda; Insecta; Hemiptera; Cicadellidae
Product: tubulin alpha-1 chain-like
Exons: 5
Coding region: 124-1473 (449 amino acids)
Biological process (GO): mitotic cell cycle; microtubule cytoskeleton organization
Cellular component (GO): microtubule; cytoplasm
Molecular function (GO): GTP binding; structural constituent of cytoskeleton
Source: RefSeq, a predicted model, not a curated record